CACAGAAACGUCCUAUUUUUGUAUUUUAUGUUUCCCCCAAACUAGUAUCUCUCUAUGUCUCGUCAAAAUUCUUUAGCGCCAGAUCAAAGACCGGCGGCGGCGGCGGCGGCGAAGACUAACAGUUCAGCGACGGCUUUAGCACCUGGAUUUCGAUUCCACCCAACCGAUGAAGAAUUGGCUAGUUAUUAUUUGAAAAGAAAAGUUAUCAACAAGUCUGUCAGAUUUAAGGCAAUCGGUGAAGUUGAUAUUUACAAUCAUGAACCUUGGACUCUGUCAGACAAAUCAAGAUUGAAAACCAGAGACCAGGAAUGGUAUUUCUUCAGUUCAUUGGAUAAGAAGUAUGGAAAUGGGGGAAGAAUGAAUAGGGCUACAAAGCAAGGGUAUUGGAAGACCACGGGUAAAGAUAGAGAGGUCCGUCACAAUUCGAAGGUUAUCGGGAUGAAGAAGACAUUAGUCUUUCAUAGCGGGAAAGCUCCGGAUGGAUUGCGAACCAAUUGGGUUAUGCAUGAAUACCGGCUUGUUGAAGAAGAGUUGGAAAGGAUUGGAGCAUUGCAGGGGUAUGUGCUAUGUAGAGUAAUUCACAAGAAUAAUAUUGGACCACCGAAUGGAAACCGUUACGCACCUUUCAUUGAGGCAGAAUGGGAUGAUGAUUCAGCCAUUUUGAUUCCGGGAGACAUUAAAUAUCUGGACGAGGAUGCUCCGCCUAGUGAUGAAGUUCUGAGAGAGUUGCCGAAUGAGAGAACGGAUGACCGUACUUUGUCACCUAUAGAUAGAUCAGAUGAUUGCCUGCCACUAUGCAACCAUAAUCGAGAAUCACCUUUACCUCUAUCCCGAAACAAGAGAAGGCGGCAUACGGAUUCAGUUCCGAACCAUGCAAAUAUUUCUGAGGAUUCUACUAGAAUUACUCAAGGUCAUUGUUCAGCUACAACAACCGCGAUGUCUCCAUCAUCCACAACAAAAACGGCGGCUUCUGCACUCUUGGAAUUUUCGUUGAUAGAACCGAAAGAGAAUUCUUGUUCUCCUCUUCCGCCAAAAAACAUUACGAGUAGUCUAGAUUCCGUUGUGCCACCUGACUGCAUGAAACUUAUCAACGAACUGCAAAGCGAGGUCUGUAAGAUUUCCUUUGAGAGGGAGACGUUGAAGCUUGAAUUGAUGAGUGCUCGAACUAUGAUCAGCAUUCUACAUUCAAGGAUCGAUUCUCUUAUCGACGAAGAUGAGGAUCUGAAGAGGAGCAGCACUCGAUCGAUUCUCUUAUCGACGAAGAUGAGGAUCUGAAGAGGAGCAACCGAGUGCUGCAUUCAAGGAUCGAUUCUCUUAUCGAUGAAAAUGAGGAUCUGAAGAGGAGCAACCGAGACAUGUAGCACGGGGAGCCUAGGUGCUUUUCUGACGGAUUUCCUUAUCAUUACCCUUAUUUAGGCAUGAAUUAUUGUUCACCGGCAUGGCUGUAGAAUUAGGCAUGGCUGUAGAAUUAGGCAUGGUUGUAGAAUUAGGACAUUAUCAUUCGGCUUGUCUUGUCGAUGAAUGUUGCAAAUUCUCCUUGUUUAAUCCUUGGUUGAUGAACCUUUGAAGAUGUACCUAGAUGGCCAGAUCUUCCAUUGAAAAUGAAUAGAGAAGUAUUAUUUUGAUUUUUUUAAAGCUUAA
Molecule: messenger RNA, 1641 nt
Organism: Hibiscus syriacus
Lineage: Eukaryota; Viridiplantae; Streptophyta; Magnoliopsida; Malvales; Malvaceae
Product: NAC domain containing protein 50-like
Exons: 5
Coding region: 55-1275 (406 amino acids)
Biological process (GO): regulation of DNA-templated transcription
Molecular function (GO): DNA binding
Source: RefSeq, a predicted model, not a curated record